Molecule: messenger RNA, 340 nt
Organism: Wasmannia auropunctata (little fire ant)
Lineage: Eukaryota; Metazoa; Arthropoda; Insecta; Hymenoptera; Formicidae
Exons: 1
Source: RefSeq, a predicted model, not a curated record
GAAGUCAGUACAUCAGAUGCAUGCGUAGACACAAAAAAUAAAGGUACGUAUGAAAAUGUCCACAUUUGCGAAGAUGAUGAUACUCUCGUCAUCGAACCACAAGGCGAUCUGGAUAAAAAUCGUAUCCAAGAUCAUGAGCCUGAAGGUAAUCGCAUUAUAGACAUUUCUUUUUUUCAUAAAGAACUGCAUAGGACAUUUGAUAACCACGCGCGUGGAAUUGAGUGUCAAUUUAAAGAUUGGCAUCUUGUAAAUAGUCGCCGCCAUGGUUUAAUGACACAGUUUUUCUAUAAAUGUAAAAUGUGUCAUUAUAAGACAAACUUUUGGUCACAUCCCAGAGAUA